AGUGUGCUACAACACAUUAGGACUUGUGUUCCCGGAGCCAGUUUACAGAAAUGCUGGUUUCACAUGGCUCAAGCACUUGAAAAAAAUGCCAAAGAUUUUGGCAUACGAAGACAAGUAUACAGAACUGACAAUGCGCUGCAUACUAUGCUUCGUAUGUCAAAAGCUCUCGCACUUUUGCCAGCUGAAAAGAUUGCUGAAGGGUUUGAAGUGGUGGUCCAGGAGGCUAGACAUUCUCAGAAUAUUGAGAUUGCUGAACGAUACAUAUCAUAUUUUAGAAAUCAGUGGAUGGAACGUGUUGGACCAGAAUCCUUUUCUGUACAUGGCAUGCCAAGGCGAACUAAUAAUGACCAGGAAAUAUUUCACCGUCAUUUAAACGCCAUUAUGAAUUGUCCACGUCCUGGUAUUUGGCAUUUUACUAAAUAUGGGACAAAAUAUGAGAGAAUACAACAAAGGCCAACUCUAAGAGCCAGGCUUCGAGCUUAUGUUCAACUUGACAGGAAAAUCAGUGCUGCAUGUGAACGGUUGGCCCAGAGCAGAAUUUCUGUCAAAGAAUUUUUGUUAUACACUGGGCAUCUGGCUUAUGAUGCAGAACGAAGACGUGGGGUUCGCAAUGUCGAGGUUCACAAUGGAAUCGUACCUCCCCACAUCUUGGAAACUAUUGAAGAACAAAUUGUAACGGAAAACGUACAAAACAAUGUUGUUGGAGGGUUUGGUGUUCAAAUGCAAGACCGGUUCGAGCAGCAACAAAAAAAUGCCGAACAGUUUCCUGUUCAAGAUGUGGCUGAUUUUGAGAUCGACAAAAACAGGGAUCCAGUGUUCCAUACCAUUCGUGAAAUGGAAGCACAGAGAAUGGCAAGGGAACUGGAGAAUGUCCCUAAUAUCCAAUCAACAAUUCUUUUGCAUUACCAAGGCAAAUAAAUUGCUGUGAUAUUUGCCUUAGUAAUCAAAAAACACAUGCGUGUUUGCCUUGUGGACACAAGUGUCUGUGUUCAGACUGUGCAUAUCAAAUUACCAAUCGAUGUCCAAUCUGCAACAAUUUGAUCACAAAUGUAAUUUGUAUUUUUGAUUAAACAGGUAUUGAUUAAACUUCAGAUGACGACAGUGAUUAAAUAUUGUAUAAUGUUCAGGAUACAUGACAUUUAAUAUGUAGAAAGUUAUACAAUUUAAGACAAGAUAGAUUUGUUUUUCCUCUAUUUUAUUUUCUGCCAUGUAUAUAAAAAAUUAUAAGCUAAUUACCAACUUAAAUCUUUGAUCUGAAAUGAAAUAUAAUAGUUUUUACACAAUUUUAAAUAUUGUAGUUACUUACCACUCAUUGAGUUAUAUACCUAAUAACUGUAAAUCACUGUCAUAAUUACUCAUCUGUAACUAAGGUAAUAUGUUUUCAUUAUGCUAUUUCUUAUUUAUAAAACUUAUCUUUUUUUUUUUAAUUAUUAAUAUUUUGUGACAAAGGUUUCGUCUAA
This is a messenger RNA of Acyrthosiphon pisum (pea aphid), 1460 nucleotides long. RefSeq lists its product as uncharacterized. The coding region runs from base 64 to 918 and encodes 284 amino acids. The transcript has 10 exons. Lineage: Eukaryota; Metazoa; Arthropoda; Insecta; Hemiptera; Aphididae. The record is from RefSeq and is a predicted model, not a curated record.